Messenger RNA from Penicillium vulpinum, 750 nucleotides. Its product is annotated as superoxide dismutase. The transcript is spliced from 3 exons. Gene Ontology annotation, cellular component: mitochondrion. Gene Ontology annotation, biological process: superoxide metabolic process. Lineage: Eukaryota; Fungi; Ascomycota; Eurotiomycetes; Eurotiales; Aspergillaceae. The record is from RefSeq and is a predicted model, not a curated record. Bases 1 to 750 code for a protein of 249 amino acids. Gene Ontology annotation, molecular function: superoxide dismutase activity; metal ion binding.
AUGUCACCUAAGAUGGGUAUCCAGGGGGACCUUGGUGGUUUAUUUAUUGUCUACACUUCUACUCCUCCUUUCCACUCUUCUCUACACUUGACACACGCUUACAUCCACAAUUCCUCCAUGGCUUCUCAAACUCAUACUUUACCUCCUCUCCCCUACGCCUACGAUGCAUUGGAACCCGUCAUCUCCAAGCAGAUAAUGGAGCUCCAUCAUCAAAAGCACCACCAGACAUACAUAAACAACCUGAACGCAGCGAUCUCCGCUCAAGCAUCCGCAGCUUCAUCAAACAAUGCCCCUACCUUGAUUGCAUUGCAACAAAAGCUCCGCUUCAACGGCGGUGGCCAUAUCAAUCACUCCCUGUUCUGGAAUAAUCUGACUCCUCCCGGAACACCUGGAAAUAACAUCGACAGCGCACCUACUCUACGCAAAGCCAUAGCCUCUCGUUGGGGCACGCAGGACACGUUUGUCGAGGCUUUUAACGCCGAGCUACUCAAUCUUCAGGGGAGUGGCUGGGGAUGGCUGGUGAGCAAGGGUGGUGCCAAGGGACAACUUGAUAUUGUUACGACUAAGGAUCAAGACCCUGUCAAUGGGCCUAAUGUGCCUGUCUUCGGUGUGGAUAUGUGGGAGCAUGCCUACUACCUCCAGUACCUGAACAACAAGGCUGACUAUGUCGAGGGGAUUCGGAGAAUCAUUCACUGGGCAGAAGCAGAGAAGCGCUAUGCUUCUGGACUAGAGAGCUUGCUGAAACUGUGA